This is a messenger RNA of Uranotaenia lowii, 1836 nucleotides long. RefSeq names its product allantoinase. Bases 212 to 1651 code for a protein of 479 amino acids. Lineage: Eukaryota; Metazoa; Arthropoda; Insecta; Diptera; Culicidae. Gene Ontology annotation, cellular component: cytoplasm. The record is from RefSeq and is a predicted model, not a curated record. Gene Ontology annotation, biological process: allantoin catabolic process; purine nucleobase catabolic process. The transcript has 2 exons. Gene Ontology annotation, molecular function: allantoinase activity; zinc ion binding; cobalt ion binding.
UCGCUCCGGCUAUCAGUAGUGCUCGGGAAAAGCUUGAGUGGAAAAGUUGUCCUGAGAAAGUCUCUCUUCGUGUUUUUUUUUUUGGUUUUCCAAUUAGUCAGCCACUUAGUCAAUCGUGCGAAUUCGGAAGAAGUUGGUGGUUGAAGUUUUUCGAAAAACACUUUUUUUAUAUUGGAAACAAAAUUUAAAGGAAAAAAACUGAAUCCCGGAAAUGGAUUCAUUGUUUGUCGGAAAUCGGAUCUACGUGAACUCAGAGCGCUAUCCGGAGCUGUUUGCCGGUGGAAUUUUGGUGUCCGGUGCCGAUGGUCGGGUUUCGAAAAUUUUCGAUUCACCGCAGCUGGUGGAAAGUUUCCUGCGAGAUGCACCGGCAGUUGAGAUUCACAACUUUGGCGAUUUGGUGCUGAUGCCGGGGCUGAUCGAUUCUCAUGUGCACAUCAACGAGCCGGGUCGAACCGAGUGGGAAGGAUUCUUUACGGCGACGAAGGCAGCUGCGGCCGGCGGUUUUACCACGAUCGUCGAUAUGCCGCUGAACUCGAUCCCUCCGACGACGAGUAUGGCCAAUUUGAGGACGAAAAUCAACGCCGCUCGCGGCAAGAUCUUCGUGGAUGUGGCGUUUUGGGGCGGAGUGGUGCCCGGAAAUUCCGGCGAGCUACGGGAUAUGAUCAAUGCCGGGGUUGUGGGGUUCAAGUGCUUUUUGUGCCCUAGCGGGGUUGAUGAAUUUGAGCAUGUCGGUGAGAAGGAUGUUCGCCUGGCGUUGGAACAGAUGGAAGGAACCGGAGCAGUUUUGGCUUUUCACGCGGAAGUAGAGUGCGCCAAUCACGAUCACGGACACGAUCAAGCGGAACCAAAAAAUCCUAAAAAGUACGAAAGUUUUCUGGUAUCCCGCCCUGAUCAAAUGGAAGCGGAAGCAAUCGAUCUGGUUGCCAGUCUAGCUCAACAAUACGAAGUUCACUGUCACAUUGUCCACCUUUCGACGGCUCAGGCACUUCCGACGAUCAAGAAAGCCCGCGCCAACGGUGCCUCCCUCUCGGUGGAAACCUGUCAUCACUAUCUAUCAAUCGCAGCCGAAGACAUCCCGGAUGCCCAUACCGAGUUCAAAUGUUGUCCCCCAAUCAGGCAGCGAAGCAACCAGGAACUCCUUUGGCAGGCAAUCCUCGACGGGGACAUCAACAUGGUAGUUUCGGAUCAUUCCCCAAGCACCCCGAACAUGAAACUUCUCACCAGUGGCAAAAACCAGGGUGAUUUCCUGCAAGCCUGGGGAGGCAUUUCCUCCGUCCAAUUCGGUCUCCCCCUCUUCUGGACCAACUGUCAACGGUUCGGCCUAGGAAUCCCAGACCUCGUUCGACUUCUCUGCAGUGAACCGGCAAAAAUGUGCGGCAUCAACAGGACCAAAGGCAGCCUCGAAGUGGGCUUUGAUGGGGACAUUUGCGUGUGGGAUCCGGAAGAUACUUUCACCGUGACCCAGGACAUCAUCGAGUUCGCCAACAAAGCCAAUCCCUACAUGGACAAAAAACUCCGAGGAGUUGUGCACGCUUCGUUCCUGCGUGGGUCACCAAUCUACCGGCAGACGGAGAAAUUCCGGGCCCCCAUGGGAAAUAUCCUGCUGAAGAAGGUUGCCCGGAGGGGCUCAAAAAUAAUUAAGUUUGAGUAGAUUGCAACUGUUGUUAGGCUUAAGCGGUGUGCUCGUCGUUCCUAUCUGUUGGAAAAGUAUUCGAAGAUUUCUUCUGUGAAGUACCUACCCUAGUGUUUGUUAAAGGGAUACUUUUAAUUUAGUUUUUUAAAUAAUUUAUAUCAGAUAAUUAUAAUAAAACGUACCAAACUAUUUGGGAGAAAAAA